Messenger RNA from Cladophialophora psammophila CBS 110553, 672 nucleotides. RefSeq lists its product as uncharacterized. Gene Ontology annotation, cellular component: mitochondrion. The coding region runs from base 1 to 672 and encodes 223 amino acids. The record is from RefSeq and is a predicted model, not a curated record. Gene Ontology annotation, biological process: riboflavin biosynthetic process; FMN biosynthetic process. NCBI's taxonomy places the organism in Eukaryota, Fungi, Ascomycota, Eurotiomycetes, Chaetothyriales, Herpotrichiellaceae. The transcript has 2 exons. Gene Ontology annotation, molecular function: riboflavin kinase activity.
AUGCGACCAGACGGUCCACGCGACCCAUACGCCGGGCCCGAGGCGGGGCCUGAGGCGCCGUUUCCCAUCAAGUUGUGCGGGCCGGUGAUCAAGGGGUUUGGGAGGGGGAGUAGAGAGCUCGGCAUUCCCACGGCCAACAUCCCCACCGAAGGCCUCUCGACCACCCACCCAGACUUGCCGAGCGGAAUCUACUACGGCUUCGUGGGCCUAUCGCUCAAGAGCUGUCCCUCUGCCACCGGCGCCAGCUCCAGCACUAGCGGCUCAGAUUCGACGACGUCACCCCCUUCCUCGACACCCGCCGCAUCAACAGCGGUAGAGCCCAUAAUCUCGAUCCACCCGGCCGUCCUCUCCAUCGGGUACAACCCAUUCUACAAAAACACCGUGCGCAGCGUGGAAAUCCACAUCCUACACGACUUCCCGCGCGACUUCUACGGCGCCGCCCUCAACCUGCUGGUGCUGGGCUACAUCCGGCCCGAGUACGACUACGUCAGCGUCGACGCGCUUGUCGAGGAUAUCAGGAUCGACUGCGCCGUUGCCGCGCGCAGUCUGGACCGGGCAACGUACCAGCGCUUCCGCCGCGACGAGUGGGAGGCCUGGUUGACGGAUUUCUCGUGGAUGGACAACGUCGAUACACACAAGCUGGAGAGGGAAAUGCUGAACCAGAAGGAGUAA